This is a messenger RNA of Anopheles gambiae (African malaria mosquito), 12027 nucleotides long. Its product is annotated as frequenin-2. NCBI's taxonomy places the organism in Eukaryota, Metazoa, Arthropoda, Insecta, Diptera, Culicidae. The coding region runs from base 502 to 1065 and encodes 187 amino acids. Gene Ontology annotation, molecular function: calcium sensitive guanylate cyclase activator activity; calcium ion binding. The record is from RefSeq and is a predicted model, not a curated record. The transcript has 7 exons.
AAUUGUGAACCCUAUUUCAUACUCUUGGUUAUGAUUAGCUAAAUGGGUUUCACACAAUGUGCAGUUUGUUUACAAUGACAUUGGCUUGUGCUCGUAAACGAAGAAGCUAUAGUUAUAUUCCAUGUCAUCAUACCAGUCAUCGGCUGGUCAAUCUUAACAUUCUUAUCGUGAAAACGGAGCAUCUCAGCAAUAAACCUGUCAAUCUAUUACAUCCCACGACGAGCCAACCAUUAUUCGUUUUCCAGAAAAGUUUUUUGAUAGCGAAUUUACGUGAUAUAUUCAUAUUGAGAGUGAGUCAGAAACGAGUGAUGAGUGAGAAAAAUAUAUAACAUUGAAAACAGUGCUGUGGUUACAAUCGUAUAAAAAACUAGCAUAAAUCUAAUAAAAGAACAAAUUUUUUCCCUUAAAACCAAUAUUCAAAUCCACUUUAAAGUAACGUUUUUGUGUUAGACACGACUAAAAACGCACUACAACGAAAAGGUACAACAACUAAUCGCAGCAAUGGGAAAGAAAAACUCCAAACUAAAACAAGACGCCAUCGAUCGUCUGACGACAGCAACGUACUUUACAGAAAAAGAAAUUCGACAAUGGCAUAAAGGAUUUUUAAAGGACUGCCCCAAUGGUUUAUUAACAGAACAGGGAUUCAUUAAGAUAUAUAAACAAUUUUUCCCUCAAGGCGAUCCAAGCAAAUUUGCAUCUCUCGUCUUCAGAGUAUUCGAUGAAAAUAACGAUGGAUCGAUAGAAUUCGAAGAGUUUAUAAGAGCUCUUUCAAUAACUUCAAGAGGAAAUCUGGAUGAAAAGUUACAUUGGGCGUUUCGAUUGUAUGAUGUAGACAAUGACGGUUUCAUAACACGGGAUGAAAUGUAUAAUAUUGUUGAUGCAAUAUAUCAAAUGGUGGGUCAGCAGCCACAAAGCGAGGACGACAAUACACCACAAAAGCGAGUGGAUAAAAUAUUUGACCAGAUGGAUAAAAACCACGACGAUCGAUUGACUCUGGAAGAGUUUCGUGAAGGCAGCAAGGCAGACCCAAGGAUUGUACAGGCGCUAAGUUUAGGCGGUGAUUAACCAAAACACACAACGCGGGAGGAGGAGGAAAUCCCGCCUCGUUCAUAUUGCUACAAUGCGCAUAUGAACAUCAAGAUUACUCACUGCAACGCAGUGUUUGUAAGGAUUUUAACCUGAAAAAUGUUUUAUAACCCAUUCAUCUUUCUGCACAACAAACCACUUGGAGUUUAAGCUUCAUUGAAUUUAACAUCUAUUAAUACAUAACUUUCAUUAGGUUAAAUGUUUCAACAAAAACCCAAGGCAAUGUUCGACACAAAACUGAUUCUUCUUCUUCUUUGGCUCAACAACCGUUGUCGGUCAAGGCCUGCCUGCACCACUAAUUGAUUUCCCCCCAUAGCAGGAUAGUCAGUCCUACGUAUGGCGGCACGGUCUAUUUAGGGAUUGAACCCAUGACGGGCAUGUUGUUAAGUCGUACGAGUUGACGACUGUACUACGAGACCGGCUCAAAACUGAUUACUCUGUUUGUAUUUUUUCACUUUAUUUAUUAUAAUUAUCAUUAAUAUUUAUAAGAAUUUAUUAGUUUCGGUCCAUCAUAGAUCUGUUCAAAAAUGCAACCACACAAUAUAUGCGUAUGCAAUAGCUAAAUUUAUUGAAAAUUGUAAAACUAACGCAGGCCAUAAUCUUUUUGAUAUUGCAAGCAAUGUGUAAUGAAUAUUGAAACUACAACACUUAACCAAAGAUUCGUGCGCAGCACGUUAUAUGAUGAACAAUGUGAAAACAAUCGAUAAAAAAUUACUAGCAAUCAAUUUACUAUAAAAAUGUUGCCAGCUUAUAGUGCAGAUGUGCUAAACCAAUUCUGAUUGUUCGUGAAACUCGUGUUGUCCAGCUCACUUCUAGUGAAGUUAUGUAGCACAAUCAUAUUACAAAUCGGUAGACAGACAACAUUUAGAUACUAAUACAUUAACAUGCUUGAAGAAGAAAAUGUAUUACUAUGAAUCACAGCAAUUAAAUUAUUGAUAAUCUUAAAUAAAAGGCAAUCAACGUAUGCCAAAUGUUAAUCAAAUAGAAGCAUUCAUAGCUUUUACAGGAUUUAAAUAUUGACAACGAACCCAUUAUAUUAUUUAUCAGACAUUUUGCCAAAUAUUGCCAGUUAAUCUAUCAGUUAACAGUUAGUACAGCGCCUACCAUUAUAAUAUCGACAGUCGUUUUUUGCGAUUCACAUGAAAUAUGGAAGAUAUAAAUGAAAACUGCGAAAGAAAUGGACAAAAUGUAAUUCCUUGCAUAUCAUUUUUUUAAACCAAUAGCAAACGACUUUUUCCGGAAAAACAAAUUUACUGUGGUGAUUUUUAUUAACAGCAUUAUUCACAUACCGAGUAUAGUUCUUCUUUUGGCUCAACAACCGUUUUUGGUCAAGGCCUGUCUGUACUACUUGUGGAGUUGGCUUUCAAUGACUUUUGGAUUACCCCCAUAACAGGAUAGUCUGUCCUACGUAUGGCAGCACGGUCUAUUUGGGGCUCGAACCCAUGACGAGUUAUUCGGAGGAUAGUUAUCUGUUUUAUUUGUGUAGAUACCGGCUUCAAACCUCAUGCAAAUUCACACGGCAAAUUCACAAAAAUCUCAUGAACAUUUCGGUUUUUUAUGGAUAAUGUGCCAACUAAAAAGCACUUAAUAAAUAGUUGGCAGUCAAUCGAAAUUCAAUCAGUGAGUUUAGACUGUGCAUAAAUUGCAAAUUGUGCGUGAUUUUUCGAGAACUGUCAAUAUGUCGGCUCAAUUCUGUUUGCCGGAAGCAUAGCUAACGAAUGUCAUCUACGACGACUGAGGAAAGUUUUCCCAUGAGUGGUCCAAGGAACUGUCCAGGAAGCCACUUAGUCCGAAAAUAGGUGUCCUACUUUAGGAAGCCACUACUGCAGGUUCGGAUUCAUGAUUUCAUGGCAGCAACAACAUUCUUUUAGGGGAUACGGGUCAUGUCGGACACACAGUUGCACAGUCCAGCUUGGAAUGUUUUGAAAAUCAUGUUAAUGAACUUGAAAAUGUUUGUGAUGCAAAUAUAUCAUUUGAAAUCUGCUGAAAAACAUAAUGAAAGUAAUGACGUUGACGUUGUUGUUGACGUUGAAAAUUGACUCAGACAACCCUGUAAAUAACACGCAUUACUUAGGGUGACGGUCCAUACGAGGUUUGAAGCCGGGACGGGAAUGUUGUUAAGUCAUCAGAGUUGGCGAAAGGACCGGACGAAACGAUGCAUAAAAUAAAAUAAAAUAGGAAUACUACUGGUCUAGAUUUGAUCCAUGUCUGAAACAUAUUUAGAUACUAUGGUGGUCACAAAUAAAACGAGAGCGGUAUCAGGGCCCGGAAUGGUACAGUAUCGGACAGAAUGAUAGGACCCUAGUUUUUUCAACGCAGCAUGCACCCGUUGGGACAGGUUUAUGUGUGGUUUGUAUGUGUGGUUUGUAUGUGUUUGUGUGUGUGUGUGCAUGUGUGUGUGUGUGUGUGUGUGUAUGUGUGUAUGUGUGUGUGUGUGUGUGUGUGUGUGUGUGUGUGUGUGUGUGUGUGUGUGUGUGUGUGUGUGUGUGUGUGUGUGUGUGUGUGUGUGUGUGUGUGUGUGUGUGUGUGUGUGUGUGUGUGUGUGUGUGUGUGUGUAUGUGUGUGUGUGUGUGUGUGUGUGUGUGUGUGUGUGUGUGUGUGUGUGUGUGUGUGUGUGUGUGUGUGUGUGUAUGUGUAUGUGUAUGUGCAUGUGUGUGUGUUUAUGUAUGUUUGAAUGUGUAUUGGUGUGUGUGUUUGUUUCACAAGUAUGUGGUUUCGGAUAGAUUUGUUAGUAGUUUUUUUGUGUUUUGGGUAAGGUUUUUGAUGUAAUAAGCGGUCCUGCUCUCCCCCUCGCGAUCAGUGUUCCCUCGAUCUAUUAACAAUUUUACGGUCUUCUUUCGCCGUGGUCUUCUGAGGACGUCCGGUUGACUUGCGCGUUUCGGUUGUCCAAACACAUUUCGGAUGUCCGAAGCGCGUUUGCGACAAAAGUGCGCGAUCGUUCCAUUACGAACUCGAUCGUUUUGCGCUUAAUGCCAACAGCAGCCAUUCGCUUUUUCAUAUGGCGCUGAUAAUCGGUACAACGUUUACCUCGACCCAUUUUUACUAACAUUGCUUGCUUGGACCGUCAAGAACGCGCUGCUUAAAAACUUGGACACGGCUGAUCCCGUGCUCUGCAUGCGUUCUGCUUCUAUACGUGAUGAAUAACAUCGUUGUUUAGCAGCGAAAACAUGCGUAUGGAUAAAAACUAUCAAUGAGUAAGCAGGUGAGCGUCAACCCAUUUAAAUCGAGAACAGAAUACUGCCGCGCUCAUGAAACAAAACGCCCAUUGAAAAGAACAACUGCGCGCCAGCUCAAUGCACGCACAAAGUUUAACAUGCGCGCUCAACGUUCAACGCAGAGAUGCACGCAGGCCUUUCAAUGGCGUGCACUGGAGAAACACCUGUAAGGGAAUGCCGAAUUCAUUGCUAUUGUGCGCGUGUCCAUUUCGCAUCGCUGUCGCAUUCACAUCCAUCAACCAGCACACCUGCGUUUUCGGCCGAGGAACAAGCGCUGCUGUCGAUGCAAACUUUAAUUUUUAUCGAAGUGUAAAUGCACGAUGUUUCACAUGAAAACACACAUUAUCAGAAUGCUUUCAACGCAAUAUGAAACCAUGUCAAGCUACGUUUCUUCCUGCGGUGGGCCUGCUUAUUACAUUAUAAACCUUACCCAAAACACAGAAAAACUACUAACAAAUCUAACCGAAACGACAUACUUGUGAAACACACACACACACACACACACACACACACACACACACACACACACACACACACACACACACACACACACACACACACACACACACACACACACACACACACACACACACACACACACACACACACACACACACACCCACACACACACACACACACACACACACACACACACACUCACACACACACACACACAAGUAACGUGGUAAAAGAAAUGCACGUUGCGAUGAAACAUUUUUCUUCUAUAUUAUUAUCCGAUACUGUAUCAGGAUCUGUUCCAAGACUGACAAGGAAUCUUAAUGAUUUCAUGAGCCAUUAUAGGUUUGGCAUUAGUUCUAGUAUCGGUAUAUGAUACAGUUUCUGUAAGGGGUCAGGAUCAGUUUAAGUGCUGGUGUGGGUUCGGGAUAAAUUCUAGUACAGUACGGCUUUAAGAACUGUUCCAGGAUCGAUCAAUUCCAGAGUCUAGAACAAUUCCAGGACCGGUAUGGGAUCGAGAUCUAUUCCACGACUGUGGUAUGGUGUCAUAUUAUUAUUCAUGCAUAUUUUGCAAAUGUGCAUGUCAUUAUUCCAAUAUGUUUUUCAACAGCUGUCAAAUGUUGAAUUUGCAUAAUAAUGAAAUUUAAGUUCUUACAUACACUCUCCCACAAUAUUUUAUUUGUUUUUUUGUACAAUUUUUAUUUGCAGUAAUUAUUACAAAAAGCCAGUUUACUUUUUAGUUAUGCUACGGUCCUAAAUUGAUUUUCUCGUAAUAAUAAGUCAUUUUUCCAUAAAAAUUUGAAAAAUAUUACAUAAACAUGUGAAAUAGUAUUGUUAACAAAUUAUAAAUCUAUUGUCCUUGCAGUUAUCGUAUGUGAUCUAUUGAUUGAUUAUUUUGCAACAACAUAAUUUGAGUGAAGAAAAUAAAGAAUCAAAGAAAUUAUAGAAAAACUUAUCUUCAUUUUUGCACUCUAUCUUACAAAAUAUUAAACAUAUUUGAUACGCUCUUGAAAAUUUGUAAAAAAAACUAUAGUAAAAAAUUGUACGACUCCAUCCCUCUAUUUUUGGACAAAUAACAAGCCCAAUAAUUAUAAUAAUAAAAAAAACAAUAUUUUCGAAGUGAUGGUAUUGUUUUGUUACGUCACUAAAUUUUUUUUUACGGAAAAAGACGUGUUGAAAAUUUGAAAAAAAAUAUGCAAAGGCGUUAAACCAUGUAUUGCCUAAAUCAUAGUUUCAAAGUUUUUUUACUGUUGCAAAUUGCAUACAGAUAUGGUAGGCGUUGUAUUACAAAAUCUUCAGUUCAUAAAAACCGCAUUAUGCGGAAAAUGUCAAUAACAAUCGGUUGAUUAGUUCUGACUGUUUUCAUACAAGAUAUCCGGGUCGUUGAACUAAGCAGCAGAUGAAAUUUAAAAUAAAGAAUACAUAUUAAUAGGUAUGGUAAAUUCAAACACAAGGCGACCGAUUAAAUUUCAUACAGUAUUUACAAAAUAAUGGCAACUAUUUACAACAAUAUGACACCGUCUGAAGUACGUUAAUAUUUCACGUACAAGUGAUAAGACAGAAGUUUUUGUGUUUACGAACAACAAUCAACUACUUUAAAUUUUAAGAUAUAAUGUUCAAACAAACGGGAAUAAUUUCAUUUUUUCAAGUUUUCUCAUGAUAUUCUAGUAUUCUCAUGGUAUUAUAUUCUGGUAUUCUAUAUGAUAUAUACAUCUAAUUUAUUACAAUUUCAUUGCUUAAUAAGUACUUACCCACGAAAAUGAUACUUUUUCAAUUAUUAUACAACAUUAUUUUCCCGACUAACAUACUUAUUCCGUUCAACAAAUCCAGUGUUUCAGAAGUUUUUACGGAAAGCUGAUGCUGACUUUAAAUAUAUUUAAAUAACAUCUUAUAACUAUUUAAAUUAAAUUGAUUUGAAUGUUUCGAAUUGUUUCUAUUUGUUUCUUAUUAAUUAAUCCUUCCUUUAUGCAUUAUAGUGCACUUUAUCGAUGAAAAAACAUUUUUGUACAUAAAAUCCUCUCUACUAUGAUAAGAUUUUUGGUUUAUUUUUAGGCAAUGUAAAAUACUUUCACUUUCAUUUAUUUUUUUAACUAUAAAAAAAUAUUUAUGUUUUUCAUCGCAUGAAACAAGAAAAAAAUAUGCUAAAUAACAUCUUUAAAACAUUUAAAAGAUUAUUUAUCUUAUGAGAUAUGCUACAAGCACUCAAGAGUGCAACGAUUUUGUUGAUUUUAUCAAACGGCAAUAAGUUCAAGUCCUUUUUUGACAUUCACAUGAAUUAACUUGCUGGAAGCAAUUCCUAGUCUAUAUUUAUAAAAAAUCAAAACUCGAACGAAAAUUACCAUAUAAAAUAUCCAGUAUUUACUCCACCAAACAAAUGCGGUCAUGAAAAUUAGUUCAUCUUCAAGGACAGUGUCAUAGCUUAUUUGGAUGCAAUUUUAUUAAACGCAAUAUGCUGUCAAAAAUGUGUAUUUUAUAACGAAGUUUGGUUGUCCGACGUUAUCGAACAAAUUACUCACUAAACAUUUUGACAACACGUCCAAAAAUUGCAUUUGACGAAGGAUCUCUAAUGAAGCCUUACACAUAAAAUACCUAUUGCACGUAUACAAGUGCAUGUUUUUCACAUAAUAUGAUACCUGCCUGUUUAUGGGUCAUAUGUUCAGUUGAUUGAUAUUUCAAGUAUUUUGUUGUGAAUAAUAACCGUUGAUUACCUUUUGGUUUAUUUUUAUUGUUUUCCUUACAUAAGAGUAAAAAAUCCACUCGUUUAAGAUUGCUAAGGUUUGUUCAUCCCACCUAAAAAAAUCUAGCAGUUUACAUAUUAGCAAACUAAGUUGAAAUAUCAUAGAUAAAAAGAUAUGGAACGUGCAACUAAUUUUAAGGCUUUCAUCCACACGUUUCAUUCUUUGAUUUUGAUUUUUUUUUUAUUAUUGACUACUAAUGGAUAAAUUUGAAAACCCCUAGAGUAAUUCUACUCACACUGAAAUUGAAUCCGAGCAAAUAACUAAAAAUCUAUUUCAAUAGCAACUAACAGCAUUUUUAGUGAAAGAUUUCUUCACUACAUUCAAAUAACAAAGAUGGAUAGACAAUUUUUUUCUAUUCGUAGUUAAAUAAGCACAUUUUUAAUUGAUAAUUACUACAUGCUAUGAGUUCACAGCUAAAAAAGCUUAAAUGACUUUAUUACAGUCUUUGCAACCUGUAAAAUUUACCUUCAUUGUAAAAUUGAUUCUUUGCUACCUCGUCUCAAAAGUAUCAGAUCUCCAAAGAGGACCGGAGUCUAAACACACGCCGGCUUGAUAAACUGGAUAGCAAUAUACACAAAUUUAUUUCACAACUGCUAUUCUUGUAUUUCUCAACUGUCAUUCUCAACUGCUAGCGCUUCUACACAAUGCAUUACUAAACUUACACUUAAAAUCUUUGUGUGGUCGUUUGCGCUGGCUCAAAUUCGGGCAAUUUUGCGUAUAUUGGACUACAAAAAAGCAAAUAGCAUUCUUCCAUCCAAAGUGAUUCGAGUAUGCCUUUUUUUUAAAAUUACAGAAUCUUUUCAAUAUCGCUAUACCGUAGAUUUUUUUGUUAUUAUUCUGUUUAAAUUGUUUAGUUGAAAUAAUCUCUGCUUUUGUUGAUUAAAAUGAAAAUGAACUUCAGUGGAAGUACUGAAGUAGUUUUAGAUUACAGAGAUUUUGAGUCUUUCGAAAAGUCAAAUGCGUUUUGACGUAUGAAAUCACUCAAUGUAAUAUGUUCAUAUUAAAUAACCCACUAGUACGCUGGAUCCUUGAAUUUGCUGUUCAGACAAAAUUUCCUACAAGAUGUAUUGCUCCAAAUCCUCGGAGGUUUAAAAUGGCAACUAGGAAAUAGAAUACGCGCAGCAAAUCAUUAUAAAAAUAAAAUUUAAGCGUCUACGCACAGCAAAUCAUUAUGAAACCAAUCGAUUUUUCCCUCAAGCUACAAAAAAGUCCUUAAAACAAAAAAAAUGGCACUGGUAUACUGCGUUUCAUAAUGAUAGGUUGAACUAUUCUUGGUGGAUGUUUGCAGAAAUUUUCCUUAUUUAAUUUCAAACAACCUCAAAUCUUGUUCCCCAAGAAAAAAAAAUACAGUAUCACAGUGUUUUGGAAAUACACACGAAACCGUAAUUUAAAUAAAAAUCGUAGUUCUUGUCAAAAGUGAUUUAAACUCGGAAGACCACUAAUGGUUAAAUGAUUUUUGUUGUUAUAAACUAAUAAUUAGAAUCAGUUUUUCUCGUGUUGUUUUCUAUUAUAAAUAUUUUUUUUAUAAAUUAUAAAUUAUAACUUUUGUUAGAAAGCUUUAUAGGUUCUCCUAGCUCAUUAGAUUUUAAGGAUUUGAUAAGGGCGAAUAAUGUAACUCCAGUGUAAAAGAAAAGUGUCAAAAUGCUAAUUUUCAAGUAUGGUCCGUGUUAGCGAACUCGAUUUGUCUCUGGUUUGACAUACCUAACUGAAUGAAGGACAUUUCCGACAUUUCAAACGGAGACCAUUCUUUGUGCUUUCCAUCUCACAGCUUUGCGUCAGGAUAAAGCUACGGAAAGCAUUUUGUAUUCACGGUUUUACUUUUUUUUCUUUUUUCUUAUGGCUCAACAACCGUUGUCGGUCUAGGCCUGCCUGUACCACUUAUGGGCUUGACUUUCAGUGACUUUUGGAUUACCCCCCAUAGCAGGAUUGUUAGUCCUACGUAUGGCGGCACGGUCUAUUCGGGGCUUGAACCCAUGACAGGCAUGUUGUUAAGUCGCACGAGUUGACGACUGUAUCACGAGACCGGCUAACUUCACGGUUUUACUAUGAACUUAAUAUUAAAAAAAAAACGCAAAUUACAUAUAAUUUCAUUCAGAAUGGAUUUUUUGCAAUGAUUUAUUGUAAAUAGUGUAGUAAUAACAAAAUUUACAGAACGUAGAGAAACAUAAAACAAACGCUACCUUGCAUGUCAUCGCCAAAAACAUUAAUAGAACAGCAUACAAUGUACACCAUUUGUAGAAAUAAUAAUAAAAUUGUACAACACCUCUUGUGUUUCACGUUGCAUUUUAUUUUGACAAAUAAAGCCAUUUCAAUUUGGCAUUUUCGGAACGAAAUUCUCAAACAAAUUUCUAACAAGUUUGUAUAAUAUCGAUUUCGUUCGUGUAAAAUGAUAAUUUGACACUAUUCCGUUUGAAUCAGGCAAUUGGCAAUUGUUUUAUAUUUUCAGAUUUUUAAUACAAAAUACUUCUAAAACUAGCAUACUUUAAAUUUAGUUUGUUAAAAUUCCUUAAAAUCUAGUUUAAAUCUGUUGUUGAUCAUUUAGCAACUAUAACAAAUCAACAUUCAUCACUCUUGUGAAAUGAUUCAGAAUGUUUAUAGGACAACUUCUGUAGAUUACGAACACACACAUUUGUAAUACAUUUUACAAAAUCUUUCACGAAUCUUUUAGCAUGUAAUUUUUAGAUUAUCCUUACCUUUGGGUUGGGGGACACUUUUACAAAAAAAUAACCGUUUCACCCUUUUGUCUCGUUACAUGUUUAUGUUUAUGUUACAAUUUAUGUUGGUCAUACAAAUUACAAUUUGAUAAAGUAAUAAUAAUUAUAAGUUUGUGUAGCAUACUGAUUAGAGUUUUCAUUUCCAAUAUGUUUACACGAGAUGAUAAAAAAUAUUCUUCUUCUUCUUCUUCUUCUUGCGAGAGGGGAUGUAUCCUCCUAUGUUGUUCAAACUUGUUCAAGCUUGUUUGAAACAGCAUAUUCAGAGGCUUACUCUCUCUGUAAAGACUUCGACUAUCUAGAGUCAUAUGUAAAAAUUAUUAAUGUACAUUUGUUGUCUCAUAACACAGUAACUAAAAUUUAAAUUUAUAAAUGACUAUAUCAUUUGUAAACAACAUCAUUCAAAUAAUGCAUUGUGUGAAGAAUGUUUGGUGUUGCUUUGUUGUUAUUUUGUUAAAAUAUUUUACAAAUUAUUAACUGAAAGAUUAUGAUAAAAACUCAAAUGACAAAUUUACCAAAACUGUCAAGCUAUCAGUAUGAAAUGCAGUGUAAAUAAGUUAACUUUAAAAAUUGCGUUGAAGUUUAAUUGUUUUUGCUCAUGCCAUUUUUUAUAAAGCGAUUUUUACCCAUAACAUUUCAUUAUUUGUUUGUUUACUUAGCUAUUUACUUACUUUUUUCAAAUUUAUUUAUUUAUUCAUUGUAUUAACCUUUGACUUAUAUAUUAACUUAUUUAUUUAUUUAUUUUUUUAAUUAUUUAAUCAUGAAUUUAAAUUAAUUUAUAAAAUAAUUUGUAUUUAUAUUGAAUUAAAAUAUUGAUUUAUUUUAUAAGUUUUCAUUAAACAAAAUUUGCUCAAAAAAUGUUACAUUUAAAAAGCUUGGUAUCUUAUAGUUCAUAGAAAUCAACCAAAGUAAAAACCAUGUACCGCCUAACACCCGAAUAGAACCUGAACCUGAAAUUCCGCAAAAUCGAAACACAGCGACGGUAACUUCCUUAAAAUCUACUCCAAUAAACGCAUAAAAUGAAAAAAAUGAAUGAGUACUACCAUUGUUUGUCAUAGUCAAAGCUUGUAAAUUAAAAAACGCAGAUUAAUAAACGUGAGUUAAAGAUACAAAAAUCGUUUUAAAAAUGAAGAAACGACUCGCUAGCUUGUGUUAGAGAAGAUGCACUUUAAAAAGUGCUUUAUACAUUUGAAGGUGCAUUAUAAAGAUGUCAUAAGUAUUUAAUAUUUGAUGCUAGCCAUGUAACAGAACAUCAAUAUUGUUAAACAUAUUAAUAGAGGAACAAAACAACGCAAAAGAGCAAAUUUUAAAUGGAUGUUAAAAAACAAGAAGCAAUAAUUGUUAAAGUUAUCUGAGUUGAAAAGAGAGUUGCAUUUGAGUUAACCUCAUAAUGGCUUUAAGGCCAGGAAAUUGUGAAAUGAAGGAGCAGUUUCCUAAAAACCUAACGGCCUAUCCAAUAGAGGAGUGAGAUAAAACAAUUGGAUAAUAACAUUCAUACCAAAUUAUGGUAUAGCAAAGAUCUUGAAAAGCAAUAUAGCCUAAAAUCAUUAGAACAACACACAUUAAUUCAAGACCUAAGUUGUUGCUGGCAUGUUGCUGCUUCAAUUUUCUGUUAAAAUUAAUUUUCUUGAAAAACAGGAAUACUGACAAUGACAUUUUUUUUAACCCAAUACUUUCCUAUCACUAUAGCAUUUGACAUCAUUAAAAUGAAGCUUAGCGGCUAAUAAAAACGUUUUGGGCUUGGGAUGCAACUCUCCCUUGUUGUUAUGAACUGAAACAGGAUGCUUAAUACGAAAAAAUAUCAAUGAACAGUUUACUGAG